GGUGGGUGGGCAGAGGGGAGGUUUUGCCAACCUUUUGGCUGCUGAGGUCAAGAUCGGGCUUCCCCCCCACCCCCAAACAAUCUUGGGGGUGGGCGGAGCCUCAGACAGAUGCUGCCUCUCCUCUUCCCUCCCACCUGCUCCUCGGUCGCUGGAGCGCUCUUGAUUGGGUCUAGAGGCUCAAGUGGCCCCUACCCCAGUGCUGGAGAAGUCUCCUCCUCCUCUCCUUACGCAACAGGUGCAGGGUGGGUGACUGCGUCUGUUUUUAUGACCCGUGAGGCUCCAGUGAGCUGGCCAAGGCUGCCCUCUGGAUAAGGGGUGAUGAGUCAGUCGGCGCUGUACUUCCGCUAGCUGCCUCCAUUCUCCUAGGUUCCAGGAACUGUAGGACUGGGAUAUCCUUACCUCUCGCAGGCCCCUCCAGAAAAAACAAACAGUCAAUCAAACAAACAAACAAGAGUCCAGUUGGCCCUGGGAGCAGGGAAGGGAGUGCUGAUUACUGCGGCGCUGUGUCCUGACCUACGCCCACCAGUCAAGAAGAUCACCCAAGAAGAUGUCAAAGUGAUGUUAAGUUUGCUAGAGGAGAGAGAGCGGGACCUGAACACGGCAGCUCGCAUUGGCCAGUCCCUGGUGAAACAGAACAGUGUUCUGAUGGAGGAGAACAGCAAGCUGGAAGCCAUGCUGGGCUCGGCCAGGGAGGAGAUUUUACGUCUCAGACACCAGGUGAGCCUGCGGGAUGACCUCCUUCAGCUUUACUCAGACUCUGAUGAUGAGGAGGAGGAGGAGGAGGAGGAGGAGGAAGAAGAGGAGGAAGAAGAAGAAGAGGAGGACGAGGGGGAGGAAGAAGAAGAAGAGGAGGACGAGGGGGAGGAAGAAGAAGAGCAGGGGCAUGAUCAUCCCUAUGAAGCCUCAGACCUGACUCCUCUGACAGAGUCAGAGUCACACCGCUGCCCGCAGCUGGAGGCCCUGCAGGAGCAGCUGCGGCUGCUGGAGGAGGAGAAUGAGCAGCUGCGAGAGGAGGUGAGGAUGGGGGAAGAGGGCGUGCCCGUGGGCAGGGGGUGUUGCCUCCCCUGCCCCUUCCUCUCUCCCUCCCUGCAGGUCUCUCAACUCGAUGACCUUGAGGAGGAGGAGCAGAUGUUCAUCCUGGAUUGUGUGGAGCAGUUUUCGGAGGCCAGCCAGCAGAUGGCCGAGCUGUCGGAGGUGCUGGCACUCAGGAUGGAGAACUAUGAACAGCAGCAGAGGGAGGUUGCCCAGCUGCGGGCCCAGGUCAUGAAGCUGCAGCGGUGCUGCCGGUCGUGUGGGGCUGAGGCUGAGAAGUUGCAGCAGCAGCUGGCUUCGGAGAAAGAAAUCCAGAUGCAGCUCCAGGAUGAGCUGCAGGACCUACGGGAGAAGUACUCCGAGUGUGGGAGCAUGCUGAUUGAGGCCCAGGAGGAGGUGAAGACCCUCCGCCAGCAAGCGUCCACUGGCUCUGUCACCCACUACACGUACACUGUACCUCUGGAGGCACUUCCUGAUUUCCAGGAGACCCUGGCUGAGGAGCUCAGAAUGUCUAUAAGGAGGAUUAUCUCAGACCCUGUGUUUUUUAUGGAAAGGUGCACUCUGGGCCCCAGACCUUUGCCUGCCCUGCACCCACUCUUGCCUACCUGGAAUUAUGAAGUGACUACAGAGGAGACCUCAGAUCUGGGAUAUGAGCUGCACCACAGUGAGGAUCGAGAGCAGGAGCAGGGGCUCGAGGCAGAGGAGGGGCUGAUGUCGGCUGAGCAUUUCGUGCCUGCGGAGGAGCUGGGGGCCACAGAAGAGGCGCUGCCAGCUGAGGAGGGGGUGACGGAAGAGGCAGAGCUGGUGUCUGAGGAGGCUGAGGCCUGGGAAGAGGUGGAGCUGGAGCUGGAUGAGGCAACGCAGAUGAAUGUGGUCACGUCAGCCCUGGAGGCCAGCGGCUUGGGCCCCUCGCACCUGGACAUGAAGUAUGUCCUCCAGCAACUGGCCAACUGGCAGGACGCCCAUUACAGGCAGCAGCUGAGGCAGAAGAUGCUCCAGAAAGGCUCCCCAACCCUGCAGCAGUGGCAGCAGCAGGCCAAAACAAACACGGGGGGCGGGAUCGUGGAGGAGCAGCUGGGGGUGCCAACCCAGGACUUUCGGAGGCUGGAGGAGGAAAGGGCCAAUCACCCUCCCAGGGCCUGGGAGGAAGAGGGGCCUUCUGGGGCCACCCAGGCCAUUGGGACGAAAGCCUCUGCCAGCAAGGGCCACAGUCGGACCAGUCCCCUGGGUGAGUCUGAAGGCCGUGAGAGCCCUGCCUUGAGGAGCUCAUGGAGAUAUCAAAGAUGAUUUAGUGAUGCAAAUUAUCUUCUUUAAUCCUCACACCCCUGUAGGUAUGUAUUAUCCCCAUUUGGAGAGGAAACGGAGGUUCAGAGAGCAAAAUAAUUUGUUCAAGGCCACUGAACCCGUUUUCUUCACUGCUAUGCCAUAACAACUUUUCCGACCCAUCCCUCCCUCCCCUCUAACCCUGUCCUGGUGCCUUCUUGGCUUUCUGGGUGAGCUGUGAAGUUUAUAACCUGUUGGCAGCCUCACCAUUAUAUCUGAUCUGCCCUGACUCUGAUGGUCACUGCUGGGUGGCCUCAUCGGGGUCGCCAUGUAAGGUUGUGCAGGUUGUAAACUGAAUGGUGACCUCUAUGGCCGGGCAGCGGACAACCUUCAUAACUCUCAACAGUGGCUGUCUCUUUCUGAUAUAGCUGACCAGGCCUAGCCCCUGCCUGCUGCCCAGGCCAGACCUGUGGUCCUCAGGCCCCCAGUUCACAUCCACCCCCUUCUCUUCCAGGCUUUGCUGUUUCCCAGCAGCCUGCAGAGGCCCCACAGACAGCCUGAGGCCCCUCCUUCCGCUGUCUGGCCAAGCCCCACCCUCCCCAGACCUCCCUUCCCUGGCUCAGAAACCGGACCCCCGAUCUGUCACCAGCCCACCCGCUGUCCUGAUGAACCUGGGCCGGAACUUGAGGGCCCAAGCCUUGACCCUCUUCUGGGACAGGCUGAAGGAACCCCGGCCCUUGUUCUGUAGCUGGUGCAAAAGCUGUGGCUGCUGGGCCUGGAUCACUUGGUGGCCCCGGGGGCGUAAGAAGCCCAAGGGGUGUGAGAAGCCCAGGGGGAGGCCCACCAGCUACCAGACUCCGCUCUGAGCUGGGGCAGGGCUCAGGCCCGGGGUGUAGGAAGUUGUUUUGAGCACCUUGCUCACUACAUGCCCCUCACCCCUUGACCCCCAAAUCAAAGGUGGCUUCCCAGUCCUUGGUGACUUUUAGGGACCUGGUCGUCUGUCCCGGUUCUUGGCUCUUUCUUCUCAGUCCCUAAUUGCUGUGUGUAACCGGAAGCAUCUGUCUGUGUGGGCGAGGACUCCCUCUGCCCGGGAUGGGGGUGCAAGGCUCGCUCCCCUGCCCUCGCCUCCCCUCCCCACCUCCCCGCCUGUGGCCUGUGAGUGUCCAGGCUCCCUCCCAAGGCCCUGUCACUCCCCACCACGUCCUCUCCUCAGUGCCCCUUGUUUCCUUGUUCUAGAUGUUUCGCCCUUUCCCACCCCUUACUCAUAAACACCUGGAGUCGGGGGCGCAGGACCCCGUCGGUAUCUACCCACCUCCCCACUGUGCUUCUCAUGCUCCUAUUGCUUGUCAGCCCAUGUACGUGCCGGUGCAGGAAAUAAAGGACCUGUGCACUACCUG
Molecule: messenger RNA, 3692 nt
Organism: Balaenoptera ricei (Rice's whale)
Lineage: Eukaryota; Metazoa; Chordata; Mammalia; Artiodactyla; Balaenopteridae
Gene: HAP1
Product: huntingtin associated protein 1
Exons: 13
Coding region: 559-2319 (586 amino acids)
Biological process (GO): anterograde axonal transport of mitochondrion; neurogenesis; neurotrophin TRK receptor signaling pathway
Cellular component (GO): dendrite
Molecular function (GO): signaling receptor binding
Source: RefSeq, a predicted model, not a curated record